UCGACUGGACCUCAGCACGAAGGAGAAAGCGCGAGGUUGAACUUGUGUGGUCGUUGACCUGUCUUUAACGUCACGAUGUUGAAAGAGUUGGUAAGGGAGCGACUCAUUGCGGCCGCCGACGAAAUCUUCGGGCUGUUUGAAGGAACGAUCGCGUCGUACGAGGAGCAACUUUGUCGAGCGAGAGAGGAGAGCGAGCGACACCGACGACAACUGGAAGCUGUUUACAAGACUCACACUGUGAUAUGCAACAAAGAUGUCCAGCAAGUGGAGGGGAGCUCCAGGUUGGAGCAGGAGGAUCCACAGCCCCGCCAACCUAAAGAAGAAGAAGAAGAAGAGGAGCAUCCAGAGGUCGUCCACAUUAAAGAAGAGGAGGAGGCUGCUGCCAUCAGCGAGUUGCGACUGACCGGUGUCUAUGUGGAAAGUGAAGACGACAAAGCUAAAUCACCUGAGUGGUCACAGCAUCAUCAUCAAAGUCCAAGUAGAGACCACUGUAGAGGGCCACCACCACACAUCAUUUUUGUUCCACUGUCACAUGGUGACAACACAGAAGAAACUUGGAGGAGCGACGCUCACGAUGGUGACGACAAUCAGUUGAAAUGCUCUGAAAAGGAGACCACUUUUGGCAACGGGGAAACUUCACAGACAUGUAAAAAACGUCUAACCUGCUCCGUUUGUGGUAAAUGUUUUGCUAAACAUCAUAUGGUUAGACACAUGAGAACACACACCGGAGAAAAACCCUUCAAUUGCCCAGUGUGUGAGAAAACAUUCUCUCUCAAGGCACAUGUGGUGUCACACAUGAGAAGACACACGGGAGAAAAACCUUUUAGCUGUGCAACUUGUGGUAAAACCUUCUCUCAAAGGCUGUAUCUGGUAUCACACAUGAGAAUACACACAGGGGAAAAACCUUUUAGUUGCUCCGUUUGCGGUAAAAGAUUCACUCAAAAGCCGAACAUGGUGUCACACAUGAGAACACACACUGGAGAAAAACCAUUUCAUUGCUCAUUUUGUGGUAAAGGAUUCACUCAAAAGCCAAGUAUGGUGUCACACAUGAGAAUACACACAGGAGAAAAAGGCUUUACUUGUUCAGUUUGUGGUGGAAGCUAUGCUCGUAGGUCUAAUUUGACUGCACACAUGCGCGCUGAGCACCAUGAUAAUAAAUGAAAAUACUUCUGGUAUGUUCUCAGAAUGUGAAGAGUAUGAGUGCAAAAGCUGUAUAAAACAUACAUAUACCGUUUGGAGGUGGUCCUGUUGCAACAUGACUGUGCACAAAGCAAGGUCCAUGAAGAAAUUGAUGUGAGUUUGGUGUGGAUGAACUUAAGGGCGCUGCACAGAGUCCUGACCUCAACCCGAUAGAACACUAUUGGAGGAAGAUACUGAGAGCCAGGUCUUAUUGUCCAGCAUCAUCGUGUGACUUCACAAAUGUGCUUCUGGAAGGAUGGUUAAAAAAAAAAAAAAAUCCCAUAAACACACUCAUAAAAUUUGUGGGCAGCCUUUCCAGAAAAGCUGUUAUAGCUACAAAUGGUGCACUGAUAUAUUAAACCCUAUAGAUUAUGAAUGGGAUGUUACUUAAACUCAUGUACAGGUCAAGACACUCAUAGUGACAAUGCAUUUGUGUAGCACUCUUGAGUGUGUGAAUUAAUCAAGCAAUAUAAAUAACACAUUCAAUAACAAUUAUUAUUGACAGUAUUCAAGUGAUUUGGUAAUAAAUUAAUUCAAGCAGCAAAAACAUUGCGAUGACUACUCUUUAGGUCGCAGAGGUAAAAGAUCUAGUAAAACUCAAAACAAAAUCUCAGAAUUAAGAAUUUGAUCGUAUUUGACUAGUAUAACAUCAAUUUGCUAACGGAAUUUGACUGGAGUCAAGUUUUGCGUAAUGUGGACGGUAAGCGCAAAAUGCUAUAGACAGGCUAACAAAGCUAGCAUCUGUAGUGCAAUAGUCAUGUUUAAACAAUUUAUAUUUGAACAGAAGCUGUGGCAUCACAUUCCAACAGAGCAUGCAGUGAUAUUCACAGACAUGUAUUCUUUAUCUUCUUUAUAAAGUCGAAUCAUAUUAUGGUUUCUGUGUGUCAUCAUUAAACCAGCCAAUUUUUUUUAUGCUGCCCCCUCGUGGCCAAGGUACCGCCACACCAGAAAGAGCAGAGAGCAAUGCCCCGUGAAUUAUCCCGAUGCACAAACUCUUUAAUUCUGUCUAUUCUAUUCUAUUUAAUUAUAUUACUGUAUUUUUUUAUAUAGAGUACAAAACUGACUUAUACACUGUUGAGUGUUUCUUUUCCUCUUAUUAAAAACAGGUUACGAAAAAUGGUGGUGGUGUUUUUUG
Molecule: messenger RNA, 2314 nt
Organism: Phycodurus eques (leafy seadragon)
Lineage: Eukaryota; Metazoa; Chordata; Actinopteri; Syngnathiformes; Syngnathidae
Product: zinc finger protein 184-like
Exons: 2
Coding region: 76-1161 (361 amino acids)
Biological process (GO): regulation of transcription by RNA polymerase II
Molecular function (GO): RNA polymerase II cis-regulatory region sequence-specific DNA binding; DNA-binding transcription factor activity
Source: RefSeq, a predicted model, not a curated record